CAAAUAAACAAACUAGUGUCAAAAGCCUAUUAUUCUCUAUACUGGAUAUCAGAUCACAUACAUACAGAGAUAUUUAAUUAAAAAAACUAAGUUUCAAAACGAAGGUUCAAAACGACAUUUGAAAAACGCAAAACGCAGUUCUUCUUUGCCGCAGAUCGAAACGCGGCGCUGUGUAUGUGUGCCACAGAUCGAACUGCGGUUCGUGCUUACCGCAGUUCGAAAUGCGUUUAUCCUUGCCGCAUAUCGAAAUGCGGUUCUGAUCCGUGCACCUCCAACGAGCUCCGAAUACGACCCAGCAACCGAACCAACCACAUAUUACAGCAAACAAAUAUAGUAGAUGCAAGCUACUAACCUGGACGCCAGCUCAGAUCUGUGAGGAAAACAGAGGAAUGCGAGCAGCUUGGGAUGACAGAGACAACACGGAGAGAAAAAGAGGGAGGAAGGAGGGAGUGUAGGUUAGGGUUUCACUGUGUGAGAUGCGGCAGGGAAGAAGGGGAGUUAAAGUUUAACUAAACUUUUUAAAUUUUCUCUCUCCUCGUUGACUGUGACAAGGGCACACUUUGGAAUUAAAUUUUUUUUUGAGGUGCAGGACGAGGGUGGUGAGGUGCAGGGAUAAUGACUCUUUUCUCAAUCCUUUCUUCUCCUCAAUUUGGUCACUUCCUUCUCAAUCAUGCCUGUCCUUGAAACACUUGGUGGUGCUCUUUUUGGUGUUGUUCUUCAGAUGCUAUUUGACAAGCUCGAUUCUCAUCAAGUUUUGGGCUUCUUUCGUGGGAGAAAUCUUGACGAGAAGCUACUGAAAAAGUUGAAGAGGAAGUUGAUGGACAUCAACGCUGUCAUAGAUGAUGCAGAACAAAAGCAGUUCACUAAUUCAUUGGUCAAAGAGUGGCUUGAUGAGGUUAGAGACGUCUUGUAUGAUGCAGAGGAUCUGCUCGAGCAAAUAGACUAUGAAUUCUCCAAGACUAAGUUGGAAGCUGAAUUCCAGACCAGUUCUAGCAAGGUAUACAGUUUUGAAUCCAAGAUCAUAGCACUCCUAGACGAUUUAGAAUCUCUUUUAAACCACAAGAUUGUUAAAGAUUUCAAAAUUUAUAGUGGCGUAAGAUCUGAGUUGGGUAAUAAGGUGUCGGAUAAAAAAGUCGAAUCAACGUCGUUGGUGGCUGAAGAGGUAAUUUAUGGCAGAAAUGAGGAAAAAGAAAUGAUCUUUACUUGGCUGAGAUCUGACACUGACGAUAAUAAGCAGUCAAUACUUUCUAUUGUGGGUAUGGGUGGGAUGGGUAAGACCACACUUGCUCAACAUGUAUACAAUGAUCCAAAGACAGAGGAAGCUAAAUUUGAUGAAAAGGCUUGGGUUUGCGUUUCUGAUGCAUUUGAUGCUUUGAGAGUAUCCAAAGCAAUUAUUGGAGCUUUCACUAACUCAAGAGAUGACAGUGAUGACCUAGAAAUGAUUCAUGGAAAAUUUAAAAAAAGAUUGUCCGGAAGGAAAUUUCUUCUGGUUCUGGAUGAUGUUUGGAACGAAGACCGCAAUCAAUGGAAAGCAUUACAAACUCCUCUUACGUUUGGAGCUAAAGGAAGUAAAAUUCUAGUCACAACACGCAGUCACAAAGUUGCUUCUAUCAUGCAGUCAACCUACAUACACCAAUUAAAGCAAUUAGAUGAAGAUCACAGCUGGCAAACUUUUGCUAAACAUGCAUUCCAUGAUCAAGACUCCGAGUUGAAGUCUGAGUUAAAGGAGAUUGGUAUGAAGAUAGUUAAAAAGUGCCAAGGAUUGCCUCUGGCCCUUGAAACAAUAGGAUGUCUUUUACAGUCAAAGUCAUCCGUUUCAGAGUGGGAAGGUGUAUUGACAAGCGAGAUAUGGGACUUACCAAUAGAAGAUAGUAAAAUCGUCCCUACCUUGUUGUUGAGCUAUUACCAUCUUCCUUCUCAUCUCAAGAGAUGUUUUGCUUAUUGUGCAUUAUUCCCCAAAGACCAUAGGUUUGACAAAGAGAGCUUAAUUUUGUUAUGGAUGGCUCAAAAUUUUCUACAUUGCUCUCAACAAAGCAAGUCUCCAGAAGAAGUAGGUGAAGACUACUUCAAUGAUCUAGUAUCAAGGUCAUUCUUUAAACAAAUAACUUGGGACAAGGAAAUAUAUUUUGUCAUGCACGACCUUCUGAAUGAUUUAGCAAAAUAUGUUUCAGGUGAAAUCUGCUACAGGUUAGGUGUUGAUGGUGAAAAAGGAGUAUCAAGGAAAACCCGUCAUAUAUCAUAUGUAAGCGGUCUUAGUCAAUGUUAUACGAAUUUAUGUGAUGCUAAAGGGUUACGGACAUUUAUAACCUUUCAGGGGUGGGACUGUCCGAUGUCAAUAGAAGAGUCAAUCUCCAACUUUAAGUUCUUACUGGUCUUAUCAUGGCGUUGGUGUAUUAAGGUGCCUGACACCAUAGGCGAUCUAAUACAUCUCCGUUCGUUAGACCUUUCAGGUGCCGACAUAAAGAGACUUCCUGACUCAACCUGUUCACUCUAUAACUUGCAAGAAUUGAAACUAAAUAAUUGUUUCAAAUUGAAGGAGCUGCCCUUGACUUUGCAUGAGCUCACCAAUUUGCGCCGCCUUGAACUUAAGGGAAUUACUUUAACAAAGGUUCCACACCGUUUAGGAGAGUUGAAGAAUCUUCACGUGUGGAUAAACAAGUUUGCGGUUGAAAAAAGUAGUGAGUUCAGUAUUCAACAAUUAGGAGAACUUGAUCUUCGUGCAGAGGAGCUGUCAAUUAAUAAUCUUGAAAAUAUCGCAAAUCCCUGUGAGACGAAUUUGAAAAAUAAAACACAUAUUGUGAGUCUGAGUUUACGAUGGAAUUUGAAGCGGAACAAUGACGAUUCAGUAAAAGAAAGAGAAGUACUUGAGAAUCUGCAACCUUCCAGGCAUUUGAAGCACUUGUCGAUCGAUGGCUAUCUACAGAUGAUAUCGCAGGAGCAACCUCAUAAUCAUUUGAAGUAUUUGUGGAUUGAAGAAUGCUCUGAAUUUGAAUCAUUUCCUAACGAAGGAUUAUUUGCACCUCAGCUAGUGUCAUUUAAUAUUAGAGGAUUGAAAAAAUUGAAGUCAAUGCCUAAAUGCAUGUCUGCCCUUCUUCCAUCUCUUAAUCGUGUGGACAUAUUCUAUUGUCCAGCGCUGGAGAUGUCCGAGGGAUAUUUGCCAUCAAAUGUAAAAAAGAUGUUUCUCGGGGAUUGCUCCAAACUUGUGGCCUCACUCAAGGGCGCUUGGGGAACCAACCCUUCCUUAAAAAUCCUUUACAUUUGCAAUGUGGAUUUGGAGUGUUUUCCUGGUGAAGGUUUGCUCCCACUUUCUCUUGAUCAUCUAGAGAUAUAUGAUUGUCCAAAUCUUAAAAAACUGCACUACAAGGGUCUCUGUCACCUCUCCUCUCUUCAGACAUUGGUUCUUCGUGACUGUCCUAUACUCCAAUGCUUGCCUGAGGAGGGUCUACCCAAAUCCAUUUCAAAACUCGAAAUUGUAUAUUGUCUGUUACUAAAACAGCGAUGCAAGAAACAAGGUGAAGACUGGGAAAAGAUUGCUCACAUUAAAUCCAUAUGCGUUGAUUACGUAAAUGAAAAACGUUUAUAAUAUUUUCCAACAAAAUUUUGUCAACUUUUUGACAACUACACGUGGAGCAUUUUCAUUGGUUGAUUUUUAGAAAGUUGGUUUUUGGUGUGGAGGGCAUAUUUGGAAAGAAAAUUCAGAUUGUCCCUUUCUUUCAUAUUUUCCUCUUCUUCGUUUUUGGCUUUGCACAUUUCGUCACUCUCUCUCCACCAUUGAACGGGGCUCUCAGUCCACCAUUUGAGUUGGAUUUUUCUCUCUUUGCACGUCGUUGUCUCUCCACCAUUGUUCGCACAUUUCUCUCUUUGGAUGUCGCUCUCACUCCAUUGGUUGCACUUCGGUCUCCAAUUCACUCUCGCUCCAUCGCAUUGUGGUUGGCGUUAUUUCUCCCAAGGUUUCGGCUUUUUGCUCCUUAAAGGUUUCUAAGGUUUCGGCUUUUUGCUCCUUAAAGUAUUGUUAUUAAUUUGAUUCAUCAAUGGAAGGAGGAAAUGCAAAA
This is a messenger RNA of Vigna umbellata (rice bean), 4052 nucleotides long. Lineage: Eukaryota; Viridiplantae; Streptophyta; Magnoliopsida; Fabales; Fabaceae. The record is from RefSeq and is a predicted model, not a curated record.